Drechmeria coniospora is the source of this 927-nucleotide messenger RNA. RefSeq lists its product as uncharacterized. NCBI's taxonomy places the organism in Eukaryota, Fungi, Ascomycota, Sordariomycetes, Hypocreales, Ophiocordycipitaceae. The record is from RefSeq and is a predicted model, not a curated record. The transcript has a single exon. The coding region runs from base 1 to 927 and encodes 308 amino acids. Gene Ontology annotation, molecular function: metallopeptidase activity.
AUGCGUUUCCAGGCCCUCCAAAUACUGCUUCUCGGCUACGUGGCCAGCACGGUGGCUUCAACAAAAUGCCUGACAUCGUCGCCUGAGUUGUAUUGCUCUGAGGAUACGCCUCAUUCUGUUGAAUAUUGCGAAGAAAAACUAGCCAAGCAAAGGGAUAUGAUAUCAUGCCAACGCUCCAAGAACCCUGGCUUCUCUGAAACGAUAAACAUUGACGUUUACAUACAUGUUAUUGCUAACGAGACUCAUGGUCACCUCGACAACCAAACUCUAAGCCGUCAUAUCUCUAGAAUAAAUAGGGACUUUACUGCCUCAAACAUCGCUUUCAAGAUCAAAGGCGUUGACAAGAUCGUCAGAAGCUGGCCAAUCGGGUUCGACAAUACUCAUGACAUGAUAAUGAAAAGCGGAAUCCAACGAAAGGGGGACAUGAGCGCUCUGAACAUCUUCUUUUUGGCUCAUAUUGAUGACCCCCUGAAAAAUCAUGUUCUUGGAUGGUCUUCCAUGCCCUGGUGGGCAAUGCAAGAGUCAAUACGCGAUGUCGGAAGCGAUGGGAUAUUUAUUCACUCAGAGACUGUUCCUACAAGCUUGAACAUAACCGCGAAAAAAGAUGAGAGCGACACCACGACGCAUGAAAUUGGUCACUGGCUUGGCCUCUUCCACCCGUGGGAUAACACCCUACCCGACUGCAGUGGCCCUGGUGAUGGGAUAGAUGAUACGCCUGCUAUGACGCGGAACAAUAUCAAGGGCGCUCUUGGUCCUGACUCGUGCCCCGACUUAGCUGGAAUGGAUCCUGUUGACAACUUCAUGGUAUAUACCCACAAUUCUGGUGAAAACAAGUUUACGCCGCAGCAGAUAGAGCGCAUGAGGGCUAUGUGGUUUCAGUAUCGUGCACCUGAUAAUGGGACUUCUAGUCUCUGCAAGACUGCCUAA